Molecule: messenger RNA, 1939 nt
Organism: Lactuca sativa (garden lettuce)
Lineage: Eukaryota; Viridiplantae; Streptophyta; Magnoliopsida; Asterales; Asteraceae
Gene: BCA5
Product: beta carbonic anhydrase 5
Biological process (GO): carbon utilization
Molecular function (GO): zinc ion binding; carbonate dehydratase activity
Source: RefSeq, a predicted model, not a curated record
UUGAGACCACACCAAACGGGUGAAUUUUUCAUUUUUUAUUUAGAAGUUAAAAUAUUGUUCUUCGUAUUCAUCGCCAAUGCUCAAUUGGUCAUGCUUGAUUCUAGUUCCUUCUUCAUUGGGUUGGGACUUUGGAGCUUGAAUCACAUGAAUCUUCUGACAUAUAAAUAUACUUUUUUAUGAUCAAGUAAUUAAAAUACUUUAAAAAAAUAUCAAAAUCAAAAGACUUUGGUGAAACAUUACACUUUAGACGAGCUAACAAAAUUCGAGAUCGACUGAAAUUCAUGUUACAACAGAAGUUUCUAGUUUUUACUUUUAAUAAAAAGCUUUUGAAUCCAAAAAUUAGUUAACUAGUUUUUGGUAGCUUUUAUUUUUAGUUUUUAAUUAAUGUUACAUAAAAGCUAUAAACUACUUUUGCCUAAAAUUUCUUCGUAAAUAAAAGCUACAUCUUGACUAAUUUCGCCAAUAUACCUUUAAGAUACGGAAGGGCUUUAUAACAAAUAAAUAAAUAUUGCCAAUAAAAAUGAAAACACUACUUUAUGUAAUAAAAAAUGAUUUAAAACGAGUUUGAUGACUAUAAUUAGAAAAAUACGAAACUACUGUUGUCCUGAAAAUCCCAAAAUGGGAAUUUGGACUUAUCUGUUUAUUACGUCACAUUGACACCUGUAGAAGCCUAGUUAUUCCAAUUGGACUGAUGAGUUGGCCUGAGCAGACAGCUUUCCUAUUUUUAGUAAUGGCAACAUAGAUUUCUCCGCCUUUCUUGGAACGAAACGAUUGUUCUUGAUCUGGCCACCAACACCCAGUUGCAGGAAACCCUCUAAUUAAUCCGAAAAUGGCGCAGUCAAUUCUUGGAUCUUCUCCUCUAUACAAAUCCGAGUGUUCGAAAUCGGCUGCAUCAACAACAACAAUCUCUGGUUCCAAGUUGAAGUUUUCGGGAAUUGAGCAGACACACCUCGGAUUUCUGAAUUCUUCCAAGAGCAAUCUGGCUUUGAAAUUGAAAGCCUCAAGGGAGGGGGUCGGUUUGGUUCAAGAAACUAAAAUGGAUCCCCCAAAUCUUAUAAAGAAAUCCAAAGAUGGAAGUGAUUCAUUCACUGAAAUGAAGCAAAGAUUCCUGAGUUUUAAAAAAGAAAAAUACUUGGGAAACUUGGAGUGCUAUCAAGAACUUGCUGAAGCUCAAGCCCCAAAGUUCCUGGUGAUUUCUUGUGCAGAUUCCCGAGUUUGCCCCUCUUAUAUCCUAGGAUUUCAACCUGGUGAAGCCUUUGUAGUCCGCAAUAUUGCUAAUCUUGUUCCACCAUUUGAGAAUGGACCAUGUGAAACAAAUGCUGCACUUGAAUUUUCAGUCAAUGCACUUCAAGUUGAAAAUAUACUGGUGACUGGCCAUAGCUGUUGUGGAGGCAUCCGUGCCCUAAUGGGCAUGGAGGAUGAAGAAAACUCAAGUAGCUUUAUCAAGAAUUGGGUGGUGGUUGGAAAAUCAGCAAAAUCAAGCACAAAAGCCAUCACUUCUAAUCUCAGCUUUGACCAGCAAUGCAAACACUGUGAAAAGGAAUCAAUCAAUCAUUCACUAUUAAACUUGCUUACAUACCCAUGGGUAGAAGAACGAGUGGCAAAAGGUUUGCUUUCUCUACAUGGUGGCUAUUAUAACUUUAUAGAUUGUACAUAUGAAAAGUGGACUCUUGAUUACCAAAAGCGCAGUCAAAAGCACGAAAAAGGUGGAUACGUCAUCAAGAAUCGUGAAUUUUGGCAAUAAUGUUGUGGUGUUCUUAUUCUUCUUGAUAGUAACAACUUUAUAAAGGAACAAUAUAUUACAAGAAUGUUGUUUGUGGUGUAUUAUUGGAUGUAAUUUGUGGGAUGUUGUUUGUUUGUGUAGCUCUUGAUAUGAGAAUGAUGAAAUUUAUGUAUCCUUUUUGUGGUAUAUAUAUACAUUAUUGUUGAUGAUUCACAA